GACUAUGUCAUUGUCAGAGCCAGGGAUCGGCGCGAUGUGAGCAUCACAAAAGCCAUGAUGGAUUCAGAGGCCUGCUGGACAGAUCACCGCCUGAUACAAUCCACGAUGUCCAUCAGACUCAAGAGGAAGAGGAGACUGCAAAAGAAGCUGAGCCGGCAGAGACUAAACCUUGAGACCCUGAACGAAACUGCCACCCUGCAGCUGUUUCAGGCCUCUCUUGGAGAAAGCCUUAAUCAGGAAUACCCUGAGGACAUUGAAGAACACUGGAGCCUGCUGAAGUCUUCCAUCCUCGAUACCUGCAGUGCCACUCUCGGGUACAAGUCCAGAAAGCAUCAGGACUGGUUUGAUGAGAACGACACAGCGAUAGAACAGCUCAUCUCCAAGAAAAGGGAAACCUUUCGUGUCUGGCAAAAUGACAUCACCUGCAAAGCAAUGAGACAGGCUCACUCCAGAGCCAAGGCUGACGUCAAGAGCCGGGUGAGACAGAUUAAAAACUCCUGGUGGACAGAAAGGGCACUGGAAAUCCAGAGUUUGGCAGACUCUGGUGACACCAGAGGCUUCUUCAGCGCUAUUAAGGCUGUCUACAACCCAGACCAUCACGGCCAAAACCCCCUACGCUCUAAAGACGGACAGGAGCUGUUGAAGGAGAAUGAGUCCAUAAAUAACCGGUGGAGAGAGCACUUUCAGGAACUCCUCAACCGUGAUAGCACAACUCAGUCAGAUUUCCUCAGUCACAUCCCUCAGAGUCCCAUCAGGGAAGACAUGGGUGAACCUCCCACUGUAGCUGAGGUCCAAGAUGCCAUCAGUAGCCUGAAGAACAACAAGGCCUCUGGGCCAGAUGGGAUCCCAGUUGAGGUCCUAAAGGAAGGUGAACCAGAGCUCCAGCGCCACCUCCAUUCUCUCUUUCUGAAGGUCUGGGAAAAAGAAGUAUUCCCCGGAGCACAGGGACGCUCUGAUAGUGACCAUUUUCAAGAAAGGGGACAAAGCGAAUUGUGGAAACUAUAGGGGCAUCUCCCUCCUUUCAACAGUUGGCAAAGUACUUGGUCGUGUUCUUGCCAAUCACCUACUGCCACUGUCUGAGGAAGUUCUCCCAGAAUCGCAGUGCGAUUUUCGUC
This is a messenger RNA of Syngnathus acus (greater pipefish), 1115 nucleotides long. RefSeq lists its product as uncharacterized. Gene Ontology annotation, molecular function: nucleic acid binding. The transcript has 3 exons. The record is from RefSeq and is a predicted model, not a curated record. The coding region runs from base 55 to 1005 and encodes 316 amino acids. NCBI's taxonomy places the organism in Eukaryota, Metazoa, Chordata, Actinopteri, Syngnathiformes, Syngnathidae.